This is a messenger RNA of Cryptomeria japonica (Japanese cedar), 621 nucleotides long. RefSeq lists its product as uncharacterized. Gene Ontology annotation, molecular function: zinc ion binding; nucleic acid binding. The record is from RefSeq and is a predicted model, not a curated record. The transcript has a single exon. Bases 1 to 621 code for a protein of 206 amino acids. Lineage: Eukaryota; Viridiplantae; Streptophyta; Pinopsida; Cupressales; Cupressaceae.
AUGGCUCUAUCAUUAGUUGGCAAGUUCAUGGGCCCUAGGCCUAACAUUGAUUUGGUUAGAGAUUUUGCCAAGAAGAAAUGGUGCUUGAAAGGUCAGAUCGAAAUAACAGCUAUGCCAAAAGGCUUUUUCUCCUUUGCCUUUUCUUGUGAAGAAGAUUUGUAUGUUGUUCUUUGUGGAGGCCCUUGGGUUAUUGGGAAGACCUCUUUGGCUUUGAAGUGUUGGUUUCCCAAUCUAGAUUUGAAUGAUGGUAGUUUUUCUUCUGCCCCUGUUUGGGUUAGAGUGCCUAGCUUUCCCUUGGAAUUUUGGCAUGAGGAUGUGUUUAAGGGUCUGGCCAGCUCCUUUGGAGAACUCUUAUCUGUUGACCCAAUGAUGGCAGCCAGGAAAAGAAUGGUUUACGCUAGGAUCUAUAUUUGUAUUAGUCAGAAUAUUGAUCUCCCAUCCUCGGUGGAUAUCAUUUCUAAGUUGGGAAAAUGGACUCAGCCAGUGGAAUUUGAGACUAUAUCAUUUGUUUGCUUCCAUUGUAAAAAGUAUAGGCACUGGGAUAAGAAAUGUCCUCUACAAACCAACACGAAUGUUUCCCCCAAUAACAAGAAUGUUUCCCCCAAGAGUGACCCUCGAUAG